UCAGUUUCAGUUGAAUGCAAUCGGCUCACGACAACACAACGCGCUAAAAUGCAGUUGACGCUUACAUUUCCGGUUAUUUCGCUGUGGCUGCUGCUGGUGCUCUUGGUCGUUGGUGCUCGUGCACAGGAUAUAAGGCCUGAGUUCCCUGAGGAUUUUCCACGGCCGACAACGGAAGAGGCCAUCACAACCACAGAGGAGGGUACGGCAGAAGAACCUACGACGGCCACUCCCACAGAAGAACCUUUUACAAGUGCAUCAGCAGAAGAAGCUACGACUCCAGCAUCCGCAGAAGAAGCUACGACAAGCGGAUCCGCAGAAGAAGCUAUGAGUGCAGGAUCCGCAGAAGAAGCUACGACUCCAGCACCCCCAGAAAAAACUGCAACCACAACCAAAGAACCAUCAACCAUCACAACCACAACCAAAGAACCCAUCACAACCACGACAACAGAAGCACCAAAAACCACCCAGGCCACAGAAGCACCUCCGAUCUAUACACCACCAUACGCACCACCAACAAUUGCCAAUCGACCUACUUACACCACCAGAAAUCCUUGGAUCUUGAACGAGCAGGCCGAGCGGUGCUAUCUGAGAGAUCAGAGGGACUACGGCUAUCGGAAUGGCGGCUGUGGACCUUGGGGCUGGCGGUCGACGAUAAGCUGCUAUCGCUGCUGCUACUUCGCCAGCCAUAACGUGGCCGGUUGCAGUAAACUCCAUCGUGGCCGCUGUGGCUACUACUAGUGAGGAACGGAAACUCCAAGAAAACACCAGCUGUAAUAGUGAGUGAAACACGGUUGUAAUAAAAAUCUCGAGCACAAAUGGUAGUCAAA
Molecule: messenger RNA, 827 nt
Organism: Drosophila obscura
Lineage: Eukaryota; Metazoa; Arthropoda; Insecta; Diptera; Drosophilidae
Product: flocculation protein FLO11
Exons: 2
Coding region: 49-738 (229 amino acids)
Source: RefSeq, a predicted model, not a curated record